Molecule: messenger RNA, 1581 nt
Organism: Hyla sarda
Lineage: Eukaryota; Metazoa; Chordata; Amphibia; Anura; Hylidae
Product: lysozyme C, milk isozyme-like
Exons: 4
Coding region: 1160-1450 (96 amino acids)
Molecular function (GO): lysozyme activity
Source: RefSeq, a predicted model, not a curated record
AAAAAAAAACACGAAACGUGGUACAGUGACAUACAAAAAAAAAAAAAAAAAAAAGUAAAUGAAGUGCAGAUAUACUGCCCGGUCAUCCGACCGAAUCUAUAAAAAUUUCACUCAUCCUAGCCAGAAGGCCGGGAUACCAAGGGUGAGUGCCAAAGGUGAAGAGUAAUGUUGCAGUGCGUUCACUCAGUGAGUUAUAACACCCAGUUAGUUUCGGCACCUCAGGGUCACCACUUCCCGAGGCACAGAAGUACCUCAGCUCUACACCCCUCUACCUCAUGGCUAGAACUGGAGGAAACCGGUCACAUCAGGACAGCCGUCGAGCUGAUUCCUCAGAACCAGCCCCGGAACGCCCUGGUACACCUGCUCCCUCCAUGCAGCAUCCAUCCCACAUCAAUGGCCAAAUCCUAAACCACUGAUAAGAACAGAUACUACACUUGAUUUAAGCCAAAAGGCCGAGAAGCGAUUGUUACCAUUGUUGCUGAAACAUCUGCAGUAUUAUGGAGCAAGCUACAGCCUCAGCACCUUCCACAGCCUACAAAGAGUAUUUGGCUAGCUUCAGCUGAUGGUUUUUUGGCUUAAUGACAAUUUUCCAAAUUGUCCCUGGAGGGAAAGCAUGUUAGGAUAAGGAAGCCAUCCAGUAAUGCGUCCUUGUUCUAGAACUAUAAAAAAAAAAAAAAAACUUGGGAAAGGCCUUGUACAGUGGAAAAUUUCAAAUACCCGAGCAAAAACCACUCCCAGGUACAGAAGGACCUCCUCUUCCUCAUGUCAUUGUGGCUGAUGAGGCGUUUCAAAUGAGCACCAAUCUCCUGAAGCCAUAUUCUGGAAGGAGGCUGAAUCCGGAAUGCCAUAUCUUCAAUUAUCGUCUUACAUGAGCCAGAAGAUACGUAGAGUACCUUUGGAAUCUUAACAAAUAAAUGGAGGGUGCUAACCACCACGAUGCUAUUGAAACCUGAUAAUGUGGACUAUUUAAUCAAGGCAUGUGUGGUACUGCACAAUUUUAUCAUAAAUACUGAGCCAGCAUCAUUCACAAAUUUGGAUGAAUUGGAUUACAAGCAAACCCUCAUCAGACAUUUGUCACUGUCAUGCGGAUCUGAGACCAAUUAGAGCAACUUUUCAAUUCACCGCUAGGUGCUGUAUCAUGGCAAGAUGAUGUAUAGUCAUGUGCAUAGCCGACCAUGCCAGUGGGUUCGAUAAAAAUCAUAAACAUACUGAUGAGCACCAUGGUGUCUUCCAGGUCAGCGCCCUCAAGUGGUGCCAAUACCCUAAAUACUCAGGCCAGAAUCUUUGCCAUAUGCCAUGUUCAGCCUUACACGACCAAAACCUAAAUGAUGAUAUCCAAUGUGCUGUCACAAUUAUAAAAAAACAGGGAUAUACUUCCUGGGGUGUCUGGAAACAACACUGCGCCAAACGAAAUCUUGAAGAAUAUCUAACAUGUCCAGCGACUUGUUAACUUGAUACAAAGUGAAGAAAACACCGAAUGACUGAUGAAAUCUCUUGUGUAUCUUCUAUUUGAAUCACUGAUGUUCAUCUUCUUAAAUUGUCACAAUAAUCAUCAGAAAUAUCUCUUAAUCUACAAAUCAA